Molecule: messenger RNA, 1981 nt
Organism: Varanus komodoensis (Komodo dragon)
Lineage: Eukaryota; Metazoa; Chordata; Lepidosauria; Squamata; Varanidae
Gene: S1PR2
Product: sphingosine-1-phosphate receptor 2
Exons: 2
Coding region: 716-1768 (350 amino acids)
Biological process (GO): sphingosine-1-phosphate receptor signaling pathway
Cellular component (GO): membrane
Molecular function (GO): sphingosine-1-phosphate receptor activity
Source: RefSeq, a predicted model, not a curated record
CGAAGUAGGACUCAACAUGCUUUCUUCCACCCUGCCCCAAGGCCAGGCCUCUUGGAUCUUGGUGAUUUGUGUUUGAGGGGAAAGGCGGGGCCUCCAACCUAGUAUUAAAGUGUUAGUACAGUUAAUGAGAAAAAAAGAAAGACUUGAACUCUUAUCUCUUUUCUCCUGUUAUGUUGAUGAGUAAGUGCUGGCUGCAGCUUUAUUGUUAUAGGGAUGUUUGAUUAAAUGUGGAGAUUUUGUUAUAAUCAUACUGUACCUUCUGUGAAAAGCCUGUUGAAAUGAUCAAGGAAGAGUCAUGCAAACUGGGCCAUAAAAGUAAAAUAGUCAUUGUGGCUCAUUGGCAGUGGCAACCAAUAGUGCCUCCUUUGCUGGGAAGACCUAAAUAUCUGAGUCCUGGGGCUGGUGAUAUCCCUGCAAAUCAAUCCUGGCCUGCUCUGUCAACACAAAUGCAGUGCAAUAACCAUGCGUUGUGGUAAUUGACAGUCUUCCAUUUUUUGCUUUCCUAGGCAGACCCCAAUGAGCUAAAAAAGCAAGAGGGGAAGGCACUUGAGUAUCAAGAAACAAAAGAAAGUUAUCAGGCUUCUUCAAGUUGGGCCUCAACCCAUCAGCUCCAAAUGGAUGCCUUUCCAGCGUGGUUCUCACCUGAGGCCUUCUAAAACAGAUCUCCCUGGACAGGGCCCAGUGUAACCAGUCCCGGGGAAAGCAUAGCAAAGCCAUGGGGAGCAUCUACAAAUACUACUUCAACUCGUGCAAGAUCUUGGAGCACUACAACUACACCAAGGAUAAGCUGGAGAAGGAUGGGCCCGCCACACUACCUCCCGUUACCAUCGUCAUCAUAGUGGUGUGCUGCAUUAUCAUCCUGGAGAACCUGCUGGUGUUGGUGUCCGUCUGGCGGAACAAGAAGUUCCACUCGGCCAUGUUCAUCUUCAUUGGCAACUUGGCCUUUUCGGACCUGCUGGCUGGCUCUGCCUUCAUUGCCAAUGUUGUCCUCUCGGGCCCAGUCACCUUCCAUCUGACACCGGUGCAAUGGUUCGUGCGGGAGGGCACAGCCUUUGCCACAUUGGCAGCCUCGGUCUUCAGUCUUUUGGCCAUUGCCAUCGAGCGGCAUGUGGCCAUCACCAAAAUGAAGGUCUACAGCAGCGACAAGAGCUGUCGGAUGGUGCUCCUGAUUGGGGCCUGCUGGAUCAUCUCAGCAGCAAUCGGUGGGCUGCCCAUCCUUGGCUGGAACUGCUUGUCGGACCUCAAUGACUGCUCCACAGUCCUGCCACUUUACUCCAAGCGCUAUAUUGUCUUUGUGGUGACUGUCUUCAUAGCCAUUCUUUUCUCCAUUGUGGUCCUCUAUGUCCGGAUCUACUGCAUUGUCCGUUCCAGCCAUGCUGAGAUGGCCACCUCCCAUGCAGUGUCCUUGCUCCGGACAGUCACCAUUGUCUUAGGGGCCUUCAUCAUCUGCUGGCUGCCUGCCUUCAUCAUCCUCUUGAUAGACACUUCAUGUCCCAGGAAAGCUUGCACCAUCCUUUACCAAGCCAAAUACUUUUUUGCUUUUGCGACCCUCAACUCUGCCAUCAACCCCAUCAUUUAUACACUCCGCAGCAAGGACAUGAAGAAGGAGUUCCUGCGGGUGCUCUGCUGCUGGGGGGUGAUGGGGCUGGGGAAGCCAGAAGAUCGGUGCAUGAUUCCCCUCCGCAGCUCCAGUUCCCUGGACCGGUGCACCCAGAAGCAGGAACUACCCACAUCACCCUUCAUGAAGAAGCACUCCACAUUUGUGUGAAGAGACACGAGGAGACUAGGGAGAUGGGUGGGCACUGAGAAGGACCAGCGGGUCCAGACCCGAGAGAGCGGUACAAAGGUGGUGUGGUACAUGGUGUGGAAUAUUGUCCUGGGAGCCAGUCGUCCUGCCUUGGAAUUACAUGGAGGUGUCAGUUUGUUCACUAGGCCUGCGCAGUAUUAUAACUUUCUGUUUGGAGAGAGAGAAUGUGUGAGU